Messenger RNA from Metarhizium brunneum ARSEF 3297, 930 nucleotides. RefSeq names its product Ribonuclease P protein subunit p30 (gene RPP30). NCBI's taxonomy places the organism in Eukaryota, Fungi, Ascomycota, Sordariomycetes, Hypocreales, Clavicipitaceae. Gene Ontology annotation, cellular component: nucleolar ribonuclease P complex. Gene Ontology annotation, molecular function: RNA binding. The record is from RefSeq and is a predicted model, not a curated record. Gene Ontology annotation, biological process: tRNA processing.
AUGAUCUACGACCUCAACAUUGCGUGGUCCCCUUCCACAACUUCUGAACGUCUCCUCCAAACUCUCUCUCUCGCCUCUUCCCUUGGGUACUCCACAGUUGCCCUUAACCACACGCUGGAGCUUCCAGUACCCGCGAAUCCUAAAUCGCCCUUCCCAUCAGAGCUCGAGUCCUCGUCUUCGCGAACACUUCCUACGUUGCUGCACCGUGCCACCCUUGCCCUCGACGACCCAGCCGCCUCGAAUUACCGCCUACCAACGCUCGCAAACGCGUAUGAUAUUCUCGCCGUUCGGCCGUUGACGGAAAAGGCAUUUCAAAAUGCUUGUCUCACUCUUGACAUUCCCAUCAUCUCCCUCGAUCUUACCACGUACUUUCCCUUUCACUUUCGCCCCAAACCAUGCAUGGCUGCCGUAAGCCGUGGGGUUCGUUUCGAAAUAUGUUACGCCCAACUUCUUGCCGCUGACAACCGCGGCCGCGCAAACUUCAUCUCCAACGCAACCAGCAUCAUUCGGGCCACCCGUGGGCGUGGCAUCAUGAUUAGCAGCGAGGCCAAGACAGGACUUAGUCUACGUGGCCCGGCAGAUGUGGUUAAUCUUCUGAACGUGUGGGGCCUGGCGAACGAGAAGGGCCUCGAAGGCUUGCGAUCUAUCCCCCGAAGCGUCGUUGUCAACGAAGGAAUGAAGCGGAAUGGCUUCCGUGGCGUCAUCAAUGUCAUUCAAGCGGCGUCGACAGAUGAUAACGAUACGAAUAAGCCAUCCUCGGGCGACAAUGAAACGAGUGCAGGAACGGACACUGGCCGAAGUGGCAAUAAAGCAAAGAACCAAAAACGCAAGAAAGGGGAAGAAGAUGGACAGUUUGUCAGCAAGAGACAAGCAAAGAAGUUGAAAUUAGCCGCUCGCGCAGCUGGACCUGACAAAACGCCGGCUUCAUGA